Corylus avellana is the source of this 2667-nucleotide messenger RNA. RefSeq names its product Pentatricopeptide repeat (PPR) superfamily protein. The record is from RefSeq and is a predicted model, not a curated record. Gene Ontology annotation, molecular function: zinc ion binding; protein binding; RNA binding. Gene Ontology annotation, biological process: RNA modification. Lineage: Eukaryota; Viridiplantae; Streptophyta; Magnoliopsida; Fagales; Betulaceae.
AUGGCAACAAUUCCGCACCGCCGCUCGCUGACUACUGUUGCAUUUCAUGCCUCUCAACAGCCUCAAAAUCCACUGAAAAUCCCUGCAAAACCACUCCCACAAGAAAACCAGACAAAACCCAUCUCUGACACUACUCAAGCCGCCCAGAGACAUGAACAACAACAAAACCGACUGCUUUCUCUCAUAAAAUCAUGCACCCAGAAGACCCAUCUGCUCCAAAUCCACGCCCACAUUGUCCGUACAAGUCUCCUUCAAGACCCCACCAUUUCCCUCAACUUCUUGUCCCGUCUGGCUCUCUCUCCCGUACGAGACGCGGACUAUUCCCGCCAGUUCUUUACUCAAAUCUCAAACCCAUUGGUAUCUCACUACAACACCAUGAUCAGAGCCUACUCUGUGAGCAAUUCACCCCUGGAGGGGGUUUUCAUGUACCGAGAAAUGAAACGUCAAGGCCUGCGGGUGAACCCCUUGUCGUCUUCGUUCGCUCUCAAGUCUUGUAUCAAACUUUCUUCACUUUUAGGGGGAGCUCAGGUUCAUGCUGCGAUUUUGAGAGAUGGGCAUCAAUCAGAUAGCCUAUUGCUCACUACUUUGAUGGACCUGUAUUCGUGUUGCGAGAAGUGUGAUGAAGCAUGUAAAGUGUUUGAUGAGAUACCUGAAAGAGAUACUGUUGCUUGGAAUGUGUUGAUUUCUUGUUGUAUACGUAACAACAGGACCAGGGACGCGUUGGGUUUGUUUGAUAUCAUGCAGAGUGGCGGUGAUGGAUGUGACCCUGAUGAUGUUACGUGUUUACUUCUUUUGCAAGCGUGCGCCCGCUUGAAUGCGUUGGAAUUUGGUGAAAGGAUUCAUAGUUACAUUGAAGAGCAUGGUUAUGGAAAUGCUUCCAAUUUGUGUAACUCUCUUGUAGCGAUGUAUUCGCGGUGUGGAUGUUUGGAUAAGGCUUAUGGGGUGUUUAAGGGAAUGCGCAUUAAGAAUGUGGUGUCGUGGAGUGCAAUGAUUUCUGGUUUAGCCAUGAAUGGGCAUGGGAGAGAAGCUAUCGAAGCAUUUUGGGAGAUGCAGAAAAUGGGUGUUCAGCCCGAUGAUCAGACUUUUACUGGAGUUCUUUCUGCUUGCAGUCACUGUGGUUUGGUUGAUGAGGGAAUGAAGUUUUUUGAUAGUAUGAGCCAAGAGUUUGGGAUAUUGCCAAAUAUUCAUCAUUAUGGGUGUAUGGUAGAUCUCUUGAGUCGUGCUGGUUUGCUCGAUCAGGCCUACCAGCUCAUAAUGUCAAUGGGAUUCAAGCCAGAUCCGACAAUAUGGAGGACCUUACUUGGCGCUUGCAGAAUUCAUGGCCAUGUUACCCUUGGGGAACGAGUGAUUGGACAUUUAAUUGAACUUAAGGCUCAAGAAGCUGGGGAUUAUGCUCUGUUGUUGAACAUUUAUUCCUCGGCUGGCAACUGGGAGAAGGUAGUGGAAGUUAGGAAAUUUAUGCAGGAGAAAGCAAUCCAAACUACACCUGGCUGUAGCACGAUUGUAUUGCAAGGAGUAGUACAUGAGUUUGUUGUGGAUGAUGUUUCACAUCCACGGAAGCAUGAGAUUUAUGAGAUGCUAGAUGAGAUUAAUCAGCAGCUGAAGAUAGCUGGUUAUGUUGCUGAUAUUUACUCGGAAUUGCACAAUUUGGGUGCCGAAGAAAAAGGGAUUGAGCUCUCUUAUCACAGUGAGAAAUUGGCUAUUGCUUUCGGGGUUCUUGCAACUCCACCUUGCACAACAAUCAGGGUGGCCAAGAAUCUUCGGACCUGUGUUGAUUGCCACAAUUUUGCGAAGGUUCUCUCAGGGGUUUAUGACCGAGAAGUGAUUGUUAGAGAUCGCACCCGGUUUCAUCAUUUCAAAGAAGGACGAUGCUCCUGCAAUGAUUAUUGGUAAGGAUAUCUGGGGUUGGAGAAACACAUUACACAAAUUUACUGUGAGGCAACUGUUUUUGCUAGAGAUGCAAGGGCAGGCUUGUGUGUUACACUAGUCCUGAUGUAUGAGUUCGGGGCAGAGAAGCAUAUGUGUUUACCCGGGCAUAUUCACUUAGCAUUUCAAGGGCUAAAAUGAUAACAACGGGCCGUUUAUGUCACAACAGAGAACGAUUUCGGUUUCAACGCAAACUCUUGGAUGGCUGCUUCCAUCACCAAUUUCUCAAAUUUUGUUAUCUCAGUCUAUGAAAUGCCAGGUUCAGCCUUGUUUCUAACCCUAGUGUUCUGAUUUGGAUUGCAAAUGUUGAACGGCAGAUCCAGUCCUGCACCGACAAGUUUGUACUUUUUACUACAUAAACAUCAAUUGCCAAAGCAGUGAAAUCUGAACUACACAAUUUUGUGCUGAUGUAUUUGAUAUGGAUAAUUUGUUCUUGAUCUUUGAAUCAUUACCAAAAUAUUUUUCAAGGAACUAGACUUUGUUGAGAUACCAUGGGGCUUCAUUGUUUUGUUUGCAAAAGAAAAAGGAGAAGCUCAUGCUCAAUCAGAAGGCACAGGGAAGAGGACUUGAGAAGCCAUGUGCUCCCAAUUACUGAUGUAGCAUCCCAGCUUGUAUUUUCGGCAAUUUGUACACAAGCCUUUCCAUAACAAAGAGGUGUUUCAACACAAAUCAUAUAAAUUAUAUUCUUCCAUGCAAUGAUGAAUCCACAAAGAAUACCAAUCAGAGGUCGCUAAUCUAUUC